Nematolebias whitei (Rio pearlfish) is the source of this 2173-nucleotide messenger RNA. RefSeq lists its product as uncharacterized. The transcript has 4 exons. Lineage: Eukaryota; Metazoa; Chordata; Actinopteri; Cyprinodontiformes; Rivulidae. Gene Ontology annotation, cellular component: external side of plasma membrane. Bases 1 to 633 code for a protein of 210 amino acids. Gene Ontology annotation, biological process: positive regulation of T cell proliferation; T cell costimulation; cellular response to lipopolysaccharide. The record is from RefSeq and is a predicted model, not a curated record.
AUGAACGCGAAGCAGCCGACCGGCGAACUCUGCAACAAACUUCCAGGCUCCUCCCAAAAAAAGGCUGAAGGUUUCCCUCUCCAUCUCCUGCUAUAUCACAAAGGAUUUACGAGCAGACUGCUCAGUGGAAGACCUGCUGUGCUGCUGCUGCUGCUGCUGAUCUGUUGGAAACCAGUGAGUUCCCUGGAUGUUCCCAUUCAAGGCUUUCUUGGAGGAAACAUCACUCUUUCCUGCAUCUGUGAAGAACCUUUACCAGAUAAAGUCGAUGUAUACUGGACUGACAAAAGCAACGCCCGUACUGUGCUGUACAUCAUAAAAAGUGAACCAAAGUUCGAUUCCCAGCACGAAAAAUACAAAGGUCGAGUGUAUAGCUCCGUGGAGGACUACAAGAAGGGGAACUUCUCCAUCAUCAUGAUGCGUCUACAGCAGGAUGAUGCUGACACGUAUGAGUGCACCAUCCCAGCAGUGUACUUAGUGAAGGUGGUUACACUGAAGGUUUCAGGUCAACGUGUUGAAUCAACGUCUGCACCAGUAUCACCACCAGGUGGCGCUGCAAGCGCAAACGUCCUUCCUGUGGCUCUCAUCCUUGCUUUGAGCUUGCUGCUCUGCUUCAGAAGUUUCAGGCACAUUUAACUUUACAUUUGUUCACGAAGAUGCCUGUAGUCAUUUCAAAGUUUAUAUCCGUCCUAUAUCGAGCAGUGCUAAACAGCUUUACGUACAUAGCAUGUGCGAGUGGAAUUUAAAACGUGCUUCUGAUUGGUCAAAUCACUGCCUGCAUCACUAGUGUCUGCUAAUAAUUGUUUUGUUUUAGUCCAAGUUCUCGUGUUGUGUUUUGUAUUUGCGUUUAUUUACCCAAACAGCACAAUGAAGGUUUUAUAAAGUGCCGGGAAAGACAACCGUCUAGAAUUACCGUUAAGUUUUUUUAUACUUAUUUAUUUAGUGCGCGUCUCUGCCCAUACUAAUUUUUAUUUAGUUACUUUUUCGAGACCUUUUCUGAUAUGUUCAACUACCUAAUGAGGACUAAUGGUCCUAACUGCUUUAAGUGUGCCGUUUAUUAUUUUUGACUUUUUCCACAAAUCAUUUAAAUUCUGCACACGCAAAUAGAUUUGAUCAGGAUUAAAACAUAAAACGUGUUUUGUGUAAUUGUAUAUAAAACCAUGUAGUCCUUUUGGUUUAGUCUGGAACUUAAAAAAUAUCUAAACACCACGUUGCAUCAUAAACUAUUGAAUCUAUGCAGUAUGUACAUUAAUGAAACUUAAUUUUAUCCAAAUUGUAAGGCUCUCGUAAAUUUAGUAGAACUUUACAGAUUGUAUGGCAGAUGGUAAGAAAGACACAUUUAUUAGUAAAGGUUGCAGACCUCUGGUUUAGUGCUAUGGUGCACAUUGAGUGUGGGUUAGGCAGCUACUGGUCAUGGUUUGAGUUAGGCUACAUAAAUUAAUGCUAAAUGGACCACACUUGUAUAACACCUUUAUUUAUUUUUUACUUCUGCAAGUUCUGCAAAGCACUUCAGAGUUUUUCAUUCAACCAAUCGUUCGGUGCUUCACUUACAGCCGCGGUGGCUUGGCGGUCAGUGCCGUGGUCUUGUAAUCCUGAGGUUGUGCGUUCGAGCCCAGGUUGCAUGAGGAAUGGCAUCCGGUGUAAAACAAUUGCCUGAUCUUUCCUGCGUUUAAUCACUGUGACGAUCCCUGAAGAAGGGAGUAGCCGAAAGAAACUUACUUUAUAUAUUGCAUCAUGUAAAACCACCACAUGGAACUAAGAAGGAUCGACAACACAAACGUCUGUGUGUGAUGCCUAUUUCAGUCAGGAACCAACAGUAAAUGUUACACACAACUAAUAGUCUGACAAAACAAAUUAAUUCAAAAACAGACUUAGAGUAAUGUACAUUUUUUCAAAUUCUGCCUUUAAAUAUUUCAGAAGGUUGAUUAAAGGUUUACACUAAUCAGAUAUAUAGACUUUGUUGUCUAAAUUAGUUAAAAUGUUUUCAUUAGAGAGACAACCCACAGAUGUCACUGAUACAACUUGAAACAGACAGAAGUCAUAAAAGGAACACAUUUCCUAGAGAUCAUAUAGUCAAGUCAAUUUUAUUGUCGUUACCAUCACAUGUGGUUCAUGAGGUGGAACAAAAUUAUGUACACAAGGUCCCAGUUACUGUUACAUAUAGAGUUACAUAGUU